This is a messenger RNA of Elaeis guineensis (African oil palm), 1508 nucleotides long. The record is from RefSeq and is a predicted model, not a curated record. NCBI's taxonomy places the organism in Eukaryota, Viridiplantae, Streptophyta, Magnoliopsida, Arecales, Arecaceae.
GCAUUUAUGCAUGCAGCAAGUCGGCAACUUUUGCCGUCGUCGCAAGUUGCUUGCAAGCAAACCAUCGUUUAUUCCUCCGGCGAUCAGAAGAUUAGGGUUUACAGUCUAAACUUCUGCAAGGAUAGACUCCAUUUAUUUUGUUCUUUCGCGAGAGACGACAAAGUUGGUUUGGUGCUGGCAGGUGACAACCAAAAAUCCAUACAAGAAUCAACAGCUGCCGCCUAUGGCAAGCUAAAAUCCUCAACUUAGGGUUAGGAGUCGACCCCAGAAUCGUUCUAGCUCCAUGAAUCUCCCCGCAGAAGCCUUGCUUAGGGUUCUUGCGCAUUGAAUCCGGAAACCCUAAUCCGCAGAUCGGGUUCGGUCUUUCUUCCUCUUCUUUCUAUGGCGAUCAUCGGCGACGCCCUUCGCCAGGCGUUUAUGCCGAAGCACGAAUACGAGAGCCUCCGGGAGGAGGUGAAGGCCUGGGGCCGCCUCCAGAGGCCCCUGGCCGCGGUCCUCGCGGCGGCGCUCGGCCUCGCUGUCGUCAUCGCUGUCUCCGUGAGCAUGAGCAUCGUCUUCCCCGGGGAUGCCAGCCGGCGGCCGUUCUGCAGGGACCGCAGGAUCCAGGCGCCGCCGAUCAAUGCCACCCAGGAGCCUGAUAUGUACGGGUACCACGGUGCAUUCUAUUUGACGGACGAGGAGGCGGCGGGCUAUUACUGGAUGGUUGUCUUCAUCCCAUCGGCAAUCGUCUUCUUGGCUUCGGUCGUCCACCUCCUGGCCGGAAUAGCAGUUGCUUAUUCUGCUCCAAGAAGACACACAUGCCUCAAGGUAGUUGAAAAUAACUACUGUGCAUCAAAAAGAGGUGGGGUACGUUGUCUAUCGAUUCUCAAUGUUGUGUUUGCCGUGAUCUUUGGUCUUCUUGCACUAUUUCUUGGAUCAAGCCUCCUCACACUAGGGAGUAGUUGCUCUGUCCCACUCUUCUGGUGUUAUGAGAUUGCCUCUUGGGGUCUGGUAACCUUGUAUGGUGGUACUGCCUUCUUUCUGAGAAGAAAAGCAGCAGCGGUCCUUGAUGAGGGUGACUGUGCUGGCCGAAACCUUGGAUUGGAGAUGUUGGAAUCAGCCACAGAAGUGACACCAGAAAUGGAGAGGCGUGUGGAUGAAGGUUUUAAGGCAUGGAUGGGAUCUGCCCUCCUUUCUUCUGAUGAAGAAGAAGAACCUGAUUAUUUUCAAGAGGUGGCCGAACCAGUUCUGACUGACUCUAACCUGCAAAGAGGGUGAAAUUUGUUAUUUGGAAUUCUGUAAAUUGUUCCUUGUCAGGCUUUAUUUUUUUAUUUUUCCCAAAUUUCCUGUUGGUUUAGAUUGUAAUUAUGUAAAAUCACUGUUGUUUCUGCUGUAAUACACGGAGUGGUGAAUUUAGAUUCACACCCAUACAAAAGAAUUUGGAAUUCAUAUGACUCCAUUAUUUGAGAUGCGCUGCUGUUUUGAGUAUGAGCUAUCAAUGGGAAUGAAUAAAAUUCGUGCAUAGGUCU